Molecule: messenger RNA, 327 nt
Organism: Arabidopsis thaliana (thale cress)
Lineage: Eukaryota; Viridiplantae; Streptophyta; Magnoliopsida; Brassicales; Brassicaceae
Exons: 2
Source: RefSeq, marked reviewed
AACAAAGAAGCGACGAAUACAAAUCCGGCUAAAGAUCCAGCAGCGAGAGUGGCGGCGUUGUUGUUAUCGACGGGAGUGGAUCCAGUCGGACCAGCGACAGGUGCACCAUCAGGAGUGAGAGAAGUUGGAGGAGCGGGUGGUGAAGCGGAGGAGGGAAGUGGUGAACCAGCCGGAGGAGAAACUGGAGCCGCCGUGGGAGUAGCGGAUGGUGUUGGAGUUGGAGUUGGUGAGUUGGUGCGGCGGUUCUUGGAGGUUGAGCAGGAGAUGGAAGAGGAGAUCUUGUUGGAGCUGGUCCUGGAGCUUGAGCUAUGGCUGAUGAAGCUAUGA